AAGAUUCUAAUACCGGAAGUAGUCGUCAGACUUCACAAAUGAAAGUACCAGCAGAUAGCCAAGGUGUAAAUCAACAUGCUGAUGAUCAGAAUCAAUCUGUAUGUACCACUGGUGUAAAUCAACAUGCUGAUGAUCAGAAUCAAUCUGUAUGUACCGCUGGUGUAAAUCAACAUGCUGAUGAUCAGAAUCAAUCUGUAUGUACCACUGGUGUAAAUCAACAAGCUGAUGAAUAUCAGAAUCAAUCUGUAUGUACCGCUGGUGUAAAUCAACACGCUGAUGAAGAUCAGAAUCAAUCUGAAUGUACCACUGGUGUAAAUCAACAUGCUGAUGAAGAUCAGAAUCAAUAUAAUCAAUCUGUAUGUACCACUGGUGUAAAUCAACAUGCUGAUGAAGAUUGGAAUCAAUCUGUAUGUACCACUGGUGUAAAUCAACAUGCUGAUGAAGAUUGGAAUCAAUCUGUAUGUACCACUGGUGUAAAUCAACAAGCUGAUGAAGAUCAUAAUGUACGUUCUGCUAGUAUUUUGGAAAGAGACAACCUUGGCUAUUUACCAGCUGAAAGUAAUGUGAAAGAGGCAGACCAACUUCCUGUCAUCAACAAUCCUGAAAUUUUUAUUAAAAAGUACCAUAAAAAGGCAAAUGAUGAGUUUAAGCUGGAAAGGACAUACGACAGGAGACAUUCUUGCAAAUUCUGUGGAAAACUUAUGACAAAUAUUCAAAGCCAUUUAGAACAUGCACAUAAAAACUCAGAAGAAAUAAAGCAAAUUUUUGAUAUUAAGAGAAUAUUGGAAACAGUAAGUGAGGAAGAAAAUAGUCCCCUCUUAUUCAAGCUCAACCAACUUCAGACAUUACUUAGAAAUCAGGGUAAUCAUAAUCAUAACACCAAGGUAUGUCAGCAGAAAAAAGGUGAAAUUAUCCUCAGCAGACGUCGUGAAAGUGAAACAUUUGAUCUGGCGAAAUAUGGGCCCUGUCCAAGAUGUAUGGAAUGGAUUAUAUUUGAUAAUCUAACCAAACACAAAAGUAAUUGUCCACUUAAUAAAUUCUCCGAAGCAGAUGACUAUACUCAGGGAACAACAGUCAUCCAGUCAAAAAUCAUGAAGGGUCAAAUCUGGACUAAACCUUCUAAAAGGUUGCUGAAAGAAGUAUUCCCAUCCAUGAUGAGAGACAAAGUAACAGAUGUCGCUCAAACUGAUCAACUAAUUGUGUCACAGCCCUUAAAGUAG
Messenger RNA from Lottia gigantea (owl limpet), 1220 nucleotides. RefSeq lists its product as hypothetical. Lineage: Eukaryota; Metazoa; Mollusca; Gastropoda; Lottiidae. The annotation marks the transcript as partial. The record is from RefSeq and is a predicted model, not a curated record. The transcript has 3 exons.